This is a messenger RNA of Aphidius gifuensis, 353 nucleotides long. RefSeq names its product histone H4. The record is from RefSeq and is a predicted model, not a curated record. Gene Ontology annotation, biological process: nucleosome assembly. Gene Ontology annotation, molecular function: DNA binding; protein heterodimerization activity; structural constituent of chromatin. NCBI's taxonomy places the organism in Eukaryota, Metazoa, Arthropoda, Insecta, Hymenoptera, Braconidae. Gene Ontology annotation, cellular component: nucleosome. The coding region runs from base 36 to 347 and encodes 103 amino acids. The transcript has a single exon.
CGUCCAACAGUUAACACAACUACAACCUAUUCAACAUGACUGGCCGUGGUAAAGGAGGCAAAGGACUUGGAAAAGGAGGAGCAAAACGUCAUCGUAAAGUAUUGCGUGAUAAUAUCCAAGGUAUCACUAAACCAGCUAUUCGUCGUUUGGCUCGUCGUGGUGGUGUAAAACGUAUCUCUGGAUUGAUCUACGAAGAGACCCGUGGUGUACUCAAGGUUUUCCUAGAAAACGUCAUCCGUGAUGCAGUCACAUACACCGAACACGCCAAGAGAAAGACAGUCACUGCCAUGGAUGUUGUCUAUGCAUUGAAACGUCAAGGACGCACACUCUACGGUUUCGGAGGUUAAGCUCUA